UGUGUAUCUGCUUCUUAUUCGGGUGAUAGGUCACGAAACAGGUCUGAGUACUAGUCAGGUGACAGCGACAAACCUCAAUAGAGUGACAGGACGGUUCGACCAAUCACAUAUUGUCUUGUAAUUCAGGCAGCCAAUCAAAAUCAAGGGGUGGGAACAAAGGGCGAGAGGAAAUCCUAAGGAAAUGUGUGGGAUCACGCUCGGUGUGUCCAAGUAGCCUGAGCAUUAUUGACAAAUUGUUUUCAUUGUGUAACGGUAGCUUGUGGUGCGUACCGUUUGUCCGACACGAUCAAGGGUGUAGUGACCAACAAGUAAGAGGGGGGGAAGAGGGGAAGCGAUAGGUCAAAAUGUCGAUUCAGUACGAGGUGGAACAGCUGGCUGACAGCUACGGGGUUGCGGACUCGUUCCCCAAAGAUUUCGGUUAUGGUGAAGAGGAGGCCGACAUCGAGGACAGCCCGGCGCCGUCCGACAGCAAACCGAGGAUCCUGCUCAUGGGUCUGAGAAGAAGUGGCAAAUCAUCCAUACAGAAGGUGGUGUUCCACAAAAUGUCUCCCAACGAGACCUUGUUCCUGGAGAGCACCAACAAGAUCUACAAGGACGACAUCUCCAGCAGCUCCUUCGUCAACUUCCAGAUUUGGGACUUCCCGGGUCAGGUGGACUUCCUGGACCCCACCUUCGACUACGAGAUGAUCUUCAGAGGAACGGGGGCUUUGAUAUUUGUCAUCGAUGCUCAGGAUGACUAUGUGGAGGCCCUGAGCAGACUUCACCUCACAGUGUCGCGGGCUUACAGAGUCAAUCCAGAGAUCAACUUCGAGGUUUUCAUCCAUAAAGUGGACGGCCUCUCAGACGACCACAAGAUCGAGACGCAGAGAGACAUCCAUCAGAGAGCCAACGACGAUCUGGCGGACGCUAGCUUAGAAAAGCUGCAUCUCAGCUUUUACUUGACGAGUAUUUACGACCACUCCAUCUUUGAGGCCUUCAGCAAGGUGGUGCAGAAGCUCAUCCCUCAGCUUCCCACUCUGGAGAACCUGCUAAACAUCUUCAUUUCUAAUUCAGGGAUCGAGAAGGCCUUCCUGUUCGAUGUGGUCAGUAAGAUCUACAUCGCCACAGACAGCUCUCCUGUGGACAUGCAGUCCUACGAACUGUGCUGCGACAUGAUCGACGUGGUCAUCGACGUGUCCUGCAUCUACGGCCUGAGGGAGGACGGCAGCGGCAGUGCCUACGACAAGGAGUCCAUGGCCAUCAUCAAGCUGAACAACACCACCGUGCUCUACCUGAAGGAGGUCACCAAGUUCCUGGCCCUUGUCUGCAUCCUGCGGGAGGAGAGCUUCGAGCGCAAAGGAUUAAUAGACUACAACUUCCACUGUUUCCGGAAGGCCAUCCAUGAAGUGUUCGAGGUGGGGGUAACCAUACAACGUCCGACGGGCUCCCAGGCGGUGGGCUCGCCCUGCACCAAGGCCGUCGCACUGAACGGCACGCCGCGCAACACUGUGUAGACACUGAUCUAAAAUAAAAAACAAAAAGAGGCAAAAAGACAGGACAGGAUAGGAUACAUGCAAAAGGGCCAGAGAGCCUGUAGAGCAGAGACUCUAACACUGGGGCUCACCGGCGCGCCACCCACAAUCCCAUGCUCCUCCCAGCACCCAACGUACUGUGAGACAGCUCCAGCCAAGAGCGUGUGAGACAGCACGGGAGCCCAGCUCAAGCUCAGAUGGAAGGGUAAUACAAGCAUUCGUUUCUGGGGAAUGUGAGGCUGUGUCGACUGUGAGGAAGUCAAAGAGAGAAAAACUGAACCUGGAUGGGAAAAAAAAGUCCAGGAUCUUUCUUUUGGAUUUCACGGUCAAAGGCUGUGAUAAUUAGCUGCUGGUCCCUCUCCACGAACAAUGUGAUGAGGGAAAAACAAACCCUUGUUGUGACCUCUUGCUUAUGGACAAACUUUGAUGUCAGUUUACAGGAAUCUGUCUGGAGAUGAACCCAACCCCCGGCACACUUCUCUGCUGAUAGAAAAAAGAUGGUGGAUGUGAUCUGCUGGUCCUAACACACAUACAUGUUCAGAGAUGGCCUUAUGUAGAUAAAGCUUGUCUGCAGUGCAAGCUUUCUCUCACCACCACUCAACUCACCCUACCUGAAUGCUGCCCAAAACUCGCUUUUUGGUUUCACUCGUGAUGGGAAAACAAGGAUUUGUGUGCAGACUGAAAAGGGAUUGUGUGUGUGUGUGUGUGUGUGUGUGUGUGUGUGUGUGUGUGUGUGUGUGUGUGUGUGUGUGUGUGUGUGUGUGUGUGUGUGUGUGUGUGUGUGUGGUGUGUGUGUGUGUGUGUGUGUGUGUGUGUGUGUGUGUGUGUGUGUGUGUGUGUGUGUGUGUGUGUGUGUGUGUGUGUGUGUGUGUGUGUGUGUGUGUGUGUGUGUGUGUGUGAGAGAGAAAGGUUUGGAUUGGAUCCCAGGCUGGGACCUUUUUACAGAAAGAGUUUAUGUCCUUCUUCUCAUAACAGCUGCUUAGCAUAAUUAAACUCUUCAUCAGUGAAAGUAACUUUUCUGUGUGCGCUCCUCUGAAAAUCUAUCUUUCGAUUGACUUUAUGAUAGAUUGUAGAACAUAUCUUGGUUGGAAAUUUGAAAAUAUUCAGAAAAAGCACUGCCAAAAUAAUGAAAUGACUCGGAAACGUGAAAAUAUGCCACGAUUAUAACCAUGUUUUUUGCCAUCGAUUUUAAAUAAAAGUAUUCCUUAUGAAUACGAUAAGACAUUUUCAGAGAAUGGUUGAAACUUGCAUGUUUUCCACCUACAGUUUCAGUCCUGCCCAAAAUUAUUGAUCAUGUUUUGUAUUUAGUUUGGCUUUGUUCAGCAGGAUUCACAAAAACAAAAUGUACCCAUUCCAAGCAUGCAUACAUCGGUUUCAACUUGUCUUGGUUAGUUGCUCACAUGGUGACGGUUGAGAACAAUACGAGUAAACAGAUAAACAAGACCAAAUUCCAUUUCUAUUGCCACAUGUACAUGCCUGUUUGUCUAUAUCAGGACUGAUAUGAGGGAACCCUGUCAUGUUAUCUCGAUCUGUUUGCCGAGUUAAACGCGUUCGAAAUAUUCAUGUUCCAGAUUUUACAAGUUAUUUUGGUAACUUUAUGAAGUUCCUUCUUGAAACAGACCCUGAGAUCCUCUUAACCUAGUCAUUAUUAAUCACCUAAAAUAAACACUUGCACAUCAGAACUGUGAUGGAUGAUUGAUUUCAUGUAUUGUGAUGACGCUAUACUAUGUGAAAUAAAUGAACAUUUUAAUUUUAA
Eleginops maclovinus (Patagonian blennie) is the source of this 3267-nucleotide messenger RNA. It is a transcript of the gene rragca, whose product is annotated as Ras-related GTP binding Ca. The transcript is spliced from 7 exons. The coding region runs from base 345 to 1493 and encodes 382 amino acids. Gene Ontology annotation, biological process: negative regulation of autophagy; cellular response to starvation. The record is from RefSeq and is a predicted model, not a curated record. Gene Ontology annotation, cellular component: nucleus; Gtr1-Gtr2 GTPase complex; lysosome. Gene Ontology annotation, molecular function: GTPase activity; GTP binding. Lineage: Eukaryota; Metazoa; Chordata; Actinopteri; Perciformes; Eleginopidae.